Laetiporus sulphureus 93-53 is the source of this 2187-nucleotide messenger RNA. Its product is annotated as MFS general substrate transporter. Lineage: Eukaryota; Fungi; Basidiomycota; Agaricomycetes; Polyporales; Laetiporaceae. Gene Ontology annotation, molecular function: transmembrane transporter activity. The coding region runs from base 313 to 1884 and encodes 523 amino acids. The transcript is spliced from 20 exons. The record is from RefSeq and is a predicted model, not a curated record. Gene Ontology annotation, biological process: transmembrane transport.
AUUCAGGCUAGCGUGCGGGGAAAGCUCUGUCACAUCCUCGGCCAUGGCGUGUCCCGCAAGGUCUUGGCACGUCCACCCAGCACUGCGUGUCUCCGUGCCCGUAACCCUACUAAUAGUAACCCGUGAUGGCCUGUAAUAGCGUUUCACUCAUCUCUGAUCCAGAUAACGGUUUCGCGCGCACGCCACGGGUCUGACUGAACAUAAAUUAGCAUACACCAGUCAUCAUGGCAGACGAAUGGCCUCCUUCAGAAUGCUAUUCUGCCGCGUUCUGUUCACAGGCGUCUGCCAACAACUUCUCCACUUCCUCCAUCCAUGCCUUCGUCCCCGCACGUCUCGCUGGAAAUUCGGCCAGUGUCUCAGGCCCAUAUCGUCGUGUAUCCCACCGACUCUACCGACAACAUCCCAGAGCCCCUUGUCGUGCUCAGCAACCCCGAAGACAUAACCGCCUCUCAAGUAUGGCAGGACAAGCAAGAGGGUUUGGUGGUGUCCGAAGAACAGGACGACUGGUCUAUCGACCGAGCUAACCCCCGUAAUUGGUCUCUCACACGCAAAUGGGUUUGCACGGCUAUUGUCAGCCUUUACUCCUUCGUAUCACCGUUGAGCAGUUCCAUGAUGGCACCUGCACUUCCCGACAUUUCCAAACACUAUGGAAUCACGAGUUCUUCCGUCCAAGCUCUGACGCUCUCUAUCUUCCUCCUCUCCUUCGCAAUAGGCCCAUUAUUCUUUGGCCCCCUCAGCGAAAUGUACGGCCGCGCAUGGGUUCUCCAUCUCGCCAACAUCCUCCUUCUCGGGUGCAACAUCGGAUGCGCGUUCGCACCAUCGACGGCCGCACUCAUCAUCUUCCGUUUCUUCGCAGGAUUGGGCGGCUCCGCAUCCGUCGGUAUCGGCGGCUCAGUUGUCUCUGACAUAUUCGCAGAGCGUGAUCGCGGUUCUGCCAUGGCUAUCAUGACUAUCGGCCCUCUGGUAGGACCCACUGUCGGACCUGUCGCAGGUGGCUUCAUCACCGCUACCAUCGGGUUCAAAUGGGUCUUCGUCGUGAUCGCCGCCGUCUGCGGCGUCGCGAGCCUCAUCGGAAUCCCGUUCCUCCGAGAAUCGUACGGGCCAGUCGUUCUACGCCGCCGCCUCAGCUCCACGAAAGACUCGACCGCAGAGCUCCCCGGCGCCGCUGCCGCCGUCCCCACCAGCGCCCGCGAGCGCGCGCGCAUGCUCUGGACCAACUUCAGCCGGCCCGCGGUGCUCCUCACGCGCUCGAGCAUCUGCUUCAUGCUCUCCAUGUACCUCGCGUUCAUCUACGGGACGUACUAUUUGAUGUUUGCGACGUUCCCAGAGCUGUUCUCGUCUGUGUAUGGGUUCGGGCCUGGGAUCGGCGGGCUGACGUACCUCGGGUUGGGCAUCGGGUUCAUCCUUGGGAGUUUCCUCGGUGCACGGUACGGGGAUGCGCUGUACCGAUACAUCGCGAAUAGGACGAACAAUGGCGUUGGUAAGCCGGAGAUGCGCAUACCGGGGUUGGUCAUGUGCUCCGUCUUCGUUCCCAUCGGACUGUUUUGGUACGGCUGGUCUGCGCAGGCGAGGACGCAUUGGAUUUUACCGAUUAUCGGGACCGGGUUCUUCGGGCUCGGGUUGAUGAUGGCGUAUCUCUCCAUUCAGUUGUACCUCGUCGAUGCGUUCGAGUAUGCGGCGAGCGCGCUCGCUGCUGCAUCCGUCUUGCGGAGUCUCUUUGGAUUUGGAUUCCCUCUGUUUGCAGGUCCGAUGUUCGCUGCCCUAGGAGACGGACCGGGCAAUUCUCUGCUUGCAGGUCUCAGUAUCGUGAUCGGGGUCCCGUUCCCCAUUUACCUGUACUUCCGAGGAGAGAAGAUCAGGCAGGGCAGCAAGUACACCAAGUGAAGGUGGGAGGGGGCACCGUGGUGGCGAUGUGGGAGGCGAUGUGUGGUUUAUUUUAUUUGAUUUUAUUGUAUAAUCCGACGUAAUGGCUCCUGCGCUGAUUAGUUCUAGGCGCAUUCACGUUUUCACGUUCACGUUCGUUUGCACAAUGUCGUACCAUAGCCGGACUCCGAGUCGUCUUGAUGUUAAGUUUUCGAUUCGUCGGAUAACGUGCAUUAGACAGUCGAUAGAGUGUUAUAUCACGCGUAAUUCUCUAUGGUAGAUAUAUUGUGGCGUAUGCUGGUGUCAUCCGACCUGGUGCAGAAA